AUGGCAGAUCUGACAAAUGACACCCGCCAGGCUCCCCCGCUCGCCGACAAUGUGCCUCAGCCCGACCAGGCCAGACGACGGCCUUCUACCAGCAGCGAUUACCCGCAAGAGGUGACCGAGUUAGAUGAGAUUACCGCCCACUACAGUCCGUCCAGUGCGUCCUUGUCGUCGGGAGAGUACCGUGUCACUCCUCACCAGAGUGUUGCGUCAGCAAGCGAGCGGAGCAGCGUCCGUCGUGAUAAGCAGUCUUUUCAGUCUAUCCGGCGAUUCUGGUCCAGGAAUGUUGCUCUGACCGUUCCGCGGAAGGGCAAUCGCGACUACUUUGCCCUAGAACGGACAUUCCUCGCUUACAUCCGAACGGCAGCCGCGCUCUCGAUGCAAGGCGUGCUGAUCGCACAGCUGUUCCGACUGCAGGGUCUACAUUCAGCCCCGUUUGACUUUUACACGGUUGGGAUCCCCCUGUCGGUCGCGUUCCACGGCUGUGCGAUCCUCGUCACCACCAUGGGCGCAUUUCGGUUUUGGAGACAGCAGCACGCGAUUGCACGGGGGAAGAUAUAUGUUGGAGGAUGGGAGAUGAACUGUAUAGGGUUUCUUGCGAUGAUGUACGAGUACGAUGCAAUAUCAGCGGGCCGUUGCUCGAAAUCUGCACGAGGCAGAGAAACUCGAGGUGAUCCACGAGACCUCAGAGUUUGUGUUGCACUUCGCCUGGUUGGCCUCAUAUUCGGCCUGGAAGAGCCCGGAGACCAACAGUGCGCAGACGCGCCUGCUACAUCUGCCGCGGAAGAGGUUGAUGAAUCCGCCAUGGUGAUUAUUACUUCAUGGUUGGGUGGAGAAUGGAUGCAAAGGUGGCGCAAAGCGACGGAGAUAAGAACCGCACACGUGACCCCAUCCACCGGGCAAAAGUUCGGCAUCGGCGGAGAAUUCCCUGAGACCGAGUUCGGCUUUACGGAUGCGAUUUAUUCUUCCAUCACAAUAUUCCAGUGCUUCGAGAUCUGCUCGGUCCUAUGCUUUUCACCUUCAGCGGCAGUUAUGGCCGACCAACUGCCCAGCGUGACGCCACCGCGCAAGCGCCGCCGGCCAGCCAAGUCGUGCGAGCAAUGCCGUCGCCGCAAGAUCCGCUGUGACCAAGCCGUGCCCUGCGGCCCUUGCGUGCGUUCUCGAAGCUCGCUUACCUGCUCGUACAGGUCUUCCUUUGAAAUUCCAGACCCGUCUCACGUGGUCUCGAAUACUCCAGUCCCAGCUCCAGUUAGGACUCCUCAGUCGCACCCAUCCCAAGUGGAAGCCGAAGUGCGGACAACGGACCGUGACUUGCGGAGCAGUCUGCAAGGUUAUAGUCCCAGUUUGGUAUCCCAUUCCAACCAUGAACGGACCAUCCAGGACCUUCGGCAGCGUCUACAGCGUCUGGAGGAACGGCUAUCAAGCAAUGAGAUAAACCAUACUCCAGCCGAUCCCGGCCUGGCCCAGGCCGUGCGAGACCUGAGCAACCGGGUCCUCCGAGCCGAACAGCAGCUCUCCGGGUCUCAUGCCGUCCAGCCAGGGCCAGCGCAGACAACAACUGCUGACUCGUCGAUCCCUUCAUCGCUUCCACGCCUCCGGAUCUCGCCAGACAAGACGAAACUAUUUGGGCAAAGCCACUGGCUGCACACCGCUGAGAAAUUUCAAAUCAUACCCAAAUUCGACGCCAAGGAUGUCGAGCCUGGAUUCAGCGAUGCCAAAGCAGAGUUGACCAGCAUCCUGAAGGACUGUCGGAACUUGCGACACUUGGCCAAAGCCCAGCAGUCUGUCAAGCUGAACGAUCCCGUCCCGGACCUGCUGGGCACCAUCCCGGCCAGGGCCGUGUGCGAUGAAUUGGUCCAUGCCUACCUGCGGACCUUUGAGCUCGUCUACCGGAUCGUUCACAUCCCGUCGUUCUGGAAAGACUACCACCAGUUCUGGGAACAUCCCCAGUCCACCCCGACGCCCUUCCUCAUGAGGCUGGUCUUGAUGCUCGCCAUCGGCACGGCGUUUUACCCUGAUCGCGGCGACUUUGAGCGCAUCCGUCGUCUGGCGCAGACUUGGAUCUAUGCGGCUCAAUGGUGGCUCGUGGGGCCUUCGGAAAAGUCGACUCUCAAUCUGGAUGGGCUGCAGGUCUUUUGUCUGCUACUUCUGGCGCGCCAAACCAACUCCCGGGGGCAAUCCACGUGGAUCUCGGCGGGGUCUCUGGUGAGGAUGGCCAUGGCGAUGGGCUUGCACCGGGACCCGGAACUCUUCCCGGCGUUGUCGGUGUUCCAGUCGGAGAUGCGACGGCGACUCUGGGCCACCGUAGUCGAGCUGGCUGUCCAGUCUUCCCUGGACUCCGCGAUGCCUCUGUUACUUUCUCCUCAUGACUUCGACACCAAGGCGCCGUCCAAUAUCGAUGACAAGGACAUCGAUGCGGACACCAAGACUCCGCCUGCUCCUAAGCCUAGCCAUGAGUUCACGGAGUCAUCUAUUCAGAUCCUGCUUCUGAAAUCGCUGCCACUACGUCUUGAAGUGGCCCGGCGAGUCAACGAUUUCCGUCAGGGGCAGUCCUACGAAACGGCCGUGAAGCUGGGCACCGAACUGAGGACUGCCUGCAGGGAGAUUGCGGCCUUCUUUCACGCCAACAUGUCUCGUCAACCCGGUCGAGACCUGGGCCCGACGGAUUUCCACCGCAAGUUUCUGGACAUGUACGUGCGGCGAUACGUCCUGUUUCUGCACCGGCCGUUCAUGCUCGAUGCCCGGAAGGAUCCCCGAUUCUACCUGUCGCGGAAAGUGUGCGUGGAGUCCUCCAUGGUCAUCGCAUCUUAUGCCGACAGUCUCAAACUUCCGUCCGGCGAAGUGGAUGACCUUGGGCGACUGACCAUUUUCGGCCGAGGAACCUUCAAGGGCGCCCUUAGUCUGGACGUCAUCACGGUGCUGGGACUAGAGAUCAUCACGCAGCUGGAAGAAGAAGCGGCGACGCGGCCGUCGGGUUGUGUGGCGGACGACCCGCUGGACGAAAUGGCGAAAGCCAACCGGGCGCCUUUCGUCCAGCGCCUGGAGCACAUCCUCGAGCAGCUGCUGCAGAUCAUCGAGCUGGGACAGCCGAGCCUGAAGCGGUACAACAUGGUGGCCGCGAUGCUGAGCCAGAUCCAGGCGAUGGAGUCGGGGCAGAACGUGACGCAGGCGGUAUACGAGACGGUCAAGCAGAGCCUGAAGAAAUGCUACUCGCUGCUGCAGGCGUCGCUUGCGGUGAGCACGCCGCAGAGUUCGGUCGAGAUGCUGACGACCGGGCAGGCAGGGUUUGCAGAGUUUGAUGUAAGUUUCUGUAGAUAUACACUAAAGGAAGCAGAUUUGCUGAGACAGUUGAUCAUAGGACCCAAGCCUUGA
Messenger RNA from Rasamsonia emersonii CBS 393.64, 3369 nucleotides. RefSeq names its product C6 transcription factor. The coding region runs from base 1 to 3369 and encodes 1122 amino acids. The transcript has 6 exons. Gene Ontology annotation, biological process: DNA-templated transcription; regulation of transcription by RNA polymerase II. Gene Ontology annotation, cellular component: nucleus. The record is from RefSeq and is a predicted model, not a curated record. Gene Ontology annotation, molecular function: zinc ion binding; RNA polymerase II cis-regulatory region sequence-specific DNA binding; DNA-binding transcription activator activity, RNA polymerase II-specific. NCBI's taxonomy places the organism in Eukaryota, Fungi, Ascomycota, Eurotiomycetes, Eurotiales, Trichocomaceae.